Molecule: messenger RNA, 2867 nt
Organism: Polyodon spathula (Mississippi paddlefish)
Lineage: Eukaryota; Metazoa; Chordata; Actinopteri; Acipenseriformes; Polyodontidae
Product: N-fatty-acyl-amino acid synthase/hydrolase PM20D1.2-like
Exons: 13
Coding region: 199-1788 (529 amino acids)
Biological process (GO): amino acid metabolic process
Molecular function (GO): metallocarboxypeptidase activity; hydrolase activity, acting on carbon-nitrogen (but not peptide) bonds, in linear amides
Source: RefSeq, a predicted model, not a curated record
CGCUUAUAUGCGUGCAAGUACGGUAAACUUCACAUCACAUGUGCACCAGAUUAACAAAACCAAACCUUUAGCACAUAUACGAUUACAAUGUUUAUUCAAGUACUCCCCAGGGAACAAAUGCAUACAAUCUGACAGUCCGUGACAUUCAUUUGGGUAAUGUGACAAGGGACAGCACAGACAGCAGUUUACGUUUUUACAAUGACAGGCAGGAAGAGCACAACAAGCAGAAGCACCUGCAAUCACGUCAAAGUGUUCAGGCUUGUAAAAUUCGCAGGCAUUGGUUUCUUGUUAAUCUUUCUGCUUCUGUUGGUAACGGCACUCAUAAGGACCCUCACCUUUGAUACCGAUGCGGGUCUCCAGCUUGCCUCGUGGGAAAAACGGGAGCAGAUUCCUCCGCACAUCAGCCAGCUGGAGAGACAGCAGCUAAUUGCCAGAUUCAAAGAUGCCAUCAGAAUUCCCACCGUGUCUUUCUCGCAAACUCAGUUUAACACCACAGCCCUGGAGGAGUUCGGAAGCUUUCUGCUCAAAGCCUUUCCUACAGUCUUCUCCUCCGCUCUGGUGAAGCACGAGGUGGUUGCGAACUACAGCCACCUGUUCACGGUGCCAGGCUCGGAGCCGGAUCUGCAGCCCUACAUGCUGCUUGCCCACAUCGACGUGGUCCCUGCCAGCCAGGAGGGCUGGGACGCCCCUCCCUUCUCCUCCCAGGAGAUCGACGGCUUCAUCUACGGGCGAGGGACCAUUGACAACAAGCAGUCCCUCAUGGGAAUCCUCCAGGCUUUGGAAUAUCUGUUAGAGAGAGGCUACAGACCCCGACGCACCUUCUACAUUGGGUUUGGACACGAUGAAGAGGCGAGCGGUCUUCAAGGCGCAAUGAAUAUCGUUGCCCUCCUGAAGUCGAGGGCAGUGAAGCUGUCCUUCCUAUUGGACGAGGGCUUGGCCGUGAUGGACGGGAUAAUAAUGGGUUUGCAAGGACCAGCAGCUCUCAUUGGCACCAGUGAGAAGGGGCAGGGCAGCGUGAAGCUGAGCGUCUCCACGGAAACCGGGCACUCCUCCAUGCCUCCGAGUGAGACGAGCAUCGGCAUCCUGGCAGCGGCAGUGUCCAGGCUGGAAAGGAACCCCAUGCCCAGACUGUUUGGAUUAGGACCAGAGCUGGCUACCUUUGAACACCUGGCUUCCAAGUUCAGCUUACCUCUGCGAUUCGUUCUGACCAAUCUUUGGCUCUUUUCCCCUCUGUUAAGCAGGGUUCUUGAAAGAAAGCCCGAGACCAACGCUUUCAUCCGGACCACCACUGCAGUUACCAUGUUUAACGCUGGAAUAAAGUUAAACGUUAUCCCACCAUAUGCAGAAGCGCUUGUGAAUUUCCGGAUCCAUUCUGCACAGACCCUGGAAGAGGUUCUGCAGAUCGUCAGAGACACGGUGGCUGACGAGCGUGUGAAGGUGGACCUCAUCAGCGGAUUUGAUCCUCUCCCCGUCAGCUCCCACAGCGAAACAUCCUUCGGGUAUCAGAUCAUUAAGAAAACAGUGCUGGAGCUGUUCCCUCAGGUCUCUGUGGCACCAGGUAUCUGCGUGGGGAACACCGACAGCAGACACUUUGUCGACCUGACCAAGGAGAUUUACAGGUUCACUCCGACCUGGUUCAAACCAGGAGACACGCGCAGGUUCCACGGAAUCAACGAAAGGAUUUCUGUCAAGAACUACGAAGAGGUUGUGAUGUUCUAUUUCCGACUGUUCCAGAACUGUGAUAUCGGGAAGCUUCCGGAACCCCACGGCAGUGUUCACGAACUGUAGGCCAGUGAUUGGACGUGAUUUAUGAUGCGUCUGUACUGUACCUAGACUGGCAACGUGUAUUAAGGAUAAGAAUACCGUUGCCAUAAUGAAGAUUGAUUCAUGAAUCAUUAUACUAAUCAAGAUUGCUACAGUGGAUCAGAAACGAUCAUAUUAAUCGAUGUUCUGCAACUUGAAAAACCUUGAAUCAACUCUGAUCUUCCAGUUUGCCCUCCCUGCAGAAAGAGAGUGAUUCUGACGCUGCUCUCCGUACCUAAUGCAUUCCACCACUCAUCUGCACAAAACCAGAGCCAGGUGACGGAGGCAAAGGUUUUGCAUAUGGUUUGCAUUUUAUCGUUUAAGCAUUACACUGGACAGGCAGUUGAGGGUUUUGGAUGAGAGUGUUUUUAGGCAUGGUGUCUAUUUUAUUGAUUUAAAUAGUAACAGAUAGCAGCUUAAUGUAAAUGUUGUCAGUUUCUUGUUUCAGUUUCUAUUUCCAGAAAGGGUUGUUCUAUUUAAAAAAAAAAAAAAAAAAAAACACAUAACAACAGUCUGGCCUCUGUUUUUAUUUGAGAAGGCAUGCAUGAUUUAUUUAAACCAAUCUAGACACUAUGGCCUACACACUUGAUCACUGGAAACAUUCCUGCUUUCUGACUGCUUUCGUUGAGACCCAAGAGUUAGAUUGCCAGUUAUUAUGCAGAUUUCUGGCAAUCUGUGUGCAUGUUAUACAGCACCUCUUCAGAACCUCUCAUUGGAUUGUGAUGACAUCAGAUGUACACAUUCUAGAACCUUGUGAGGUCUGUAGAAUCUAGCUCGUGUGACAUUUUUCUAAUCCGGCUUGUGAUGGGUCACUGUGGGGGCUAUAUCUUGGAAACCAUUCUUGCUUGAUCAGAAGUUGCAUGGACAUAAUUAAAAAAUGUUCAGGUUAGAUUUCACUUGAUUUAAGAGCUACAACACGAAUCAGGUAGACACUACUACUAAAAUCUAGCAAUGCAUUUUUUAUUGGUAAGAUUUUAAUUUAAAUACAGGCAGCUGAAGCAAUGUUGAAGCACUGAUUGUAAAAAGAAAAUGAAGAUGCAGAGGUACACGAUGUGAAAAUAAAA